GAGACAGUGUCAUGGCGGAGCCGGCGGCGCAGACCUUCUCCCAAGCCCGCCUUCUACAGACCCAGGCCGGUGUCGCCGGCGGGUCGGGUCCCGGGAAUGUGGACCCGGCCAGGCCGGGACUGAGCCAGCAGCAGCGGGCCAGCCAGAAGAAAGCGCAGGUCCGCGGCUUCCCCCGGGCCAAGAAGCUGGAGAAACUGGGAGUGUUUUCAGCGUGUAAGGCCGGCGACUCUUGCAAGUGCAACGGCUGGAAGAACCCAAAUCCCCCCUCCGGCACCCGCGUCGACCUCCCGCAGCAGGACGCCAACCUGAGCGAACUCUGCCGCAGCUGUGGACACACCCUCGCGCAACAUGUCUCCCACCUGGAGAACGUCUCGGAGGAGGAGAUCAACCGUCUGCUCGGCAUGGUGGUGGAUGUGGAGAAUCUCUUCAUGUCUGUUCACAAGGAGGAGGACACAGACACCAAGCAAGUGUACUUCUACCUCUUUAAGCUUCUGAGGAAGUGCAUCCUGCAGAUGAGCUGGCCUGUAGUGGAGGGGUCCCUGGGCAGCCCACCUUUUGAGAAGCCUAACAUUGAGCAGGGAGUACUGAACUUUGUGCAGUACAAGUUCAGCCACCUGCCGCCCAGAGAGAGGCAGACCAUGUUUGAGCUGUCCAAGAUGUUCCUCCUGUGCCUCAACUACUGGAAGCUGGAGACACCGCGUCAGUUUCGCCAGCGCUGUCAGAAAGAAGACACCACGGCCUACAAAGUGAACUAUACCAGGUGGCUGUGCUACUGUCACAUCCCGCAGUGCAACGACAGCCUGCCGCGCUUCGACACCACGCAGGUGUUUGGCCGCAGCCUGCUCAAGUCCAUUUUUACUGUGACGCGCCGGCAGCUGCUCGAGAAGUUCCGCACAGAGAAGGACAAGCUGCUCCCGGAGAAACGGACCCUCAUCCUCACACACUUUCCCAAAUUCCUCUCCAUGCUUGAGGAGGAGAUCUACGGCGAGAGCUCACCCAUCUGGGAGGUGGACUUCACCAUACCUGUAUCAGAGGGAGCACAGAUUGGCAACCAGAAAGCAGUUGUCGGCUCAGCUUCUCUGUCGGCCACCCCCUCCUUCCCCAAAAACAUUGGCAACAACUCCUCCUCAAGCAGCCUGGAUAUCAUGGGGUCAGAGCCCAUGUCAGGUGAAAAGAGGAAGCUCCCAGAAGCACUGACCCUGGAAGAUGCCAAGAAGAUUCGUGUGAUGGGCGACAUCCCAAUGGAACUGGUGAAUGAGGUCAUGAUGACCAUUACUGACCCGGCCGCCAUGCUGGGCCCUGAGACAAGUUUGUUGUCUGCGAAUGUGGCACGAGAUGAGACGGCCAGGUUGGAGGAGAGGCGGGGCAUCAUCGAGUUCCACGUCAUCGGGAACUCGCUGUCACAGAAGUCCACCAAGAAGAUCCUCAUGUGGUUGGUGGGCCUGCAGAAUGUCUUUUCCCACCAGCUGCCUCGUAUGCCCAAAGAGUACAUCGCCAGGCUGGUGUUUGACCCGAAACACAAGACACUAGCUCUGAUCAAGGAUGGGCGUGUCAUCGGUGGAGUCUGCUUCAGGAUGUUUCCUACUCAGGGGUUCACGGAAAUCGUCUUCUGUGCCGUCACGUCCAAUGAACAAGUGAAGGGUUACGGUACCCACCUGAUGAAUCACUUGAAGGAGUACCACAUCAAGCACGGCAUCCUCUGUUUCCUCACUUACGCUGACGAGUACGCCAUUGGUUAUUUCAAGAAGCAGGGCUUUUCCAAAGACAUCAAAGUGCCAAAGAGCCGUUACCUGGGCUACAUCAAGGACUACGAAGGUGCCACGCUUAUGGAGUGUGAGCUCAAUCCCAGAAUCCCCUACACAGAGCUCUCUCUCAUCAUCAAGAAGCAGAAAGAGAUUGUAAAGAAGCUGAUCGACAGGAAGCAGAAUCAAAUUCGCAAGGUUUACCCCGGCCUGACGUGCUUCAAAGAAGGCGUUCGGCAGAUUCCCGUCGAGAGCAUUCCUGGCAUCCGAGAAGCUGGAUGGAAGCCCAGUGCAAAGGACAAAUGUAGCAAGGAGUUAAAAGACCCGGACAUGUUGCAUAACAUGCUGAAAAACCUGCUUGCGCAGAUUAAGACACACCCAGAUGCCUGGCCCUUCAUGGAGCCCGUGAAGAAAGCAGAAGCUCCAGACUACUAUGAAAUAAUUCGCUUUCCCAUCGACCUGAAGACCAUGACGGAGCGUCUGAAGAACCGCUACUACAUCACCAAGAAACUGUUCAUCGCAGACCUGCAGCGCAUCAUCACCAACUGCCGCGAGUACAACCCCCCGGACAGCGAGUACUGCAAGUGCGCCAACACGCUCGAGAAGUUCUUCUACUUCAAGCUGAAGGAGAGCGGCCUCAUCGACAAAUGAGGAGCUUGUGCAGGAACGGCGCAAGUCGUAUGAGUUGGGAUCACAGACCUUGUCAGCUGGGAGGAAAGGAGCCAAAAUACGAGGAUAUAUUUCAACGUGUCGCUGAAAGUGGCAAAAUGUGUGCGUCUUUAGAUGGUUUCCGUCAUCUAGUCUGUACUGUUGCUCUGCUGCCUUUUGAAAAGGGCGCAGUAUUAAUGGUGGACAGUUACUCUGCUCGCACCAGUUGAGUUGUUGCGGCUGGAUUCUUACGUUUACUUUGCAACAAGAGCUCUCGUCUGCCCUGCGUGAGUCACCAGCGUUCAUCAGCAGGUCUGUCCACAGUGUGUGAGGAAGGCAAGUCGGAACCACUCAGGUUUACAGGUGCGGGGGAGCUUACAGCAUUACUCUCUAAACAGUAUGUUAAUUACCACGGUUUCCUGUUUAGGGUACGUAUGAACAGCUGUGUGAAGCUGAGAACACUUGGACCGGAGUGCGGUUGAGCAAAUCACUGCAUUAUUACAGCGUUUUCCACAGUCUGCUGCCGUCACUGCUGUGCCAACUGAAAAGUCCUCGCAGGUUUACACUCCUGGGAGCUCAGCUUUCGCUCUCACUGUGGAAAGUGUUGUUUGUGAAAAAUACUUGAACGCAUUCACAGCAUCUACCGUGUUCAUCACACGAGUUAGACGGGAGCAGUCUGAGCGAUGAUACACAUCCGUGUUUGAGUUUCUAUACUGCCAGCUACACGUGUGUCACCGCAUUCAUUAGUGAGUGAACACGGGUACAGGGCGAACGCACCUACACAGAUGAAUGUGACCUCUGUGUUGGCGCCGAGUCGUUCAUCCGGCCACUAUGGGAUUUAAUUUUUCGGGAAAAAAUGCAUAUCAGUUAUUUCUUUUUUGUAGUAGUAUUGUUAUGGUGACAACACUCGUUGGGUAUUAAAUGGUAGCAGUAUGCUAUUUUCCCAUGUAUUGCUUACUUUGCUACCAGUAGCCUAUAAGGGUAGAGAAGGUUACGCACAGAAAAGCAGGUCGAGCCGUUGCUGACAUGAACUUUCCAACCCUGUUACGGUUCACAGGUCUCAAGGCCACCAGGCAUUACCUUGGCAACAUGAAACAAUCGUGGAGGGUCUUGCUUUUAAGUUUCUUGUGAAAAUCCACUCGUGAUUUCACUGUACAUUACUUUUUGGGGAGGUGUUUGUUUCUACCGAUGACUCUGAGAUCUGUCUUGAACUGUUGGGUGAGAUUGACGGUGAAGCACACGCUAACUGGAGGGGUUUGGUUUGGAGCGUUUAGCUCCCGUCAGGUGAUGCCUUCAGCACGGUGAGAGCAAGUCCACAUACAGGGGCCACCUGUGUUCCCGUGCCCAACGGUAGGGUGUCAUGAUGGCCGUGUCUCGUAGUCGAAGAGCACGUGUCCUCCUCGGGGAUGCAGCCUGUCCUUGAAGCACAGGGUGUGAGGCAGGUCCACCCUGGACCAGACACC
Scleropages formosus (Asian bonytongue) is the source of this 3853-nucleotide messenger RNA. Its product is annotated as histone acetyltransferase KAT2A. NCBI's taxonomy places the organism in Eukaryota, Metazoa, Chordata, Actinopteri, Osteoglossiformes, Osteoglossidae. Gene Ontology annotation, biological process: positive regulation of transcription by RNA polymerase II; chromatin remodeling. Gene Ontology annotation, molecular function: protein binding; histone H3 acetyltransferase activity. The transcript has 18 exons. The coding region runs from base 12 to 2393 and encodes 793 amino acids. Gene Ontology annotation, cellular component: nucleus; ATAC complex. The record is from RefSeq and is a predicted model, not a curated record.